Myxozyma melibiosi is the source of this 540-nucleotide messenger RNA. RefSeq lists its product as uncharacterized. The transcript has 2 exons. Gene Ontology annotation, biological process: macroautophagy; protein modification by small protein conjugation; protein lipidation. Gene Ontology annotation, molecular function: Atg12 transferase activity. Bases 1 to 540 code for a protein of 179 amino acids. NCBI's taxonomy places the organism in Eukaryota, Fungi, Ascomycota, Lipomycetes, Lipomycetales, Lipomycetaceae. Gene Ontology annotation, cellular component: intracellular anatomical structure. The record is from RefSeq and is a predicted model, not a curated record.
AUGAGCAAUGACUAUUCCUGCUCGUUCCCGUUCCUUGAUUCUCAUGAGUUUGCGCGUGCUGCGUCGGCCUUGAUUCCGCGUCUGCAGCGUGCAGGGCUGGCUUGUCGUCUAUCGGGCCCCAAUGAAUGCCCCGAUGCUGUCGAGUUUACUGUCCUUCGCGAUACAGAUCACUUCACUGUUCGCACGCAGGCCCAUAUAGUGCUCUCUCCCGUCUACGCGCUGCCGACGCUGUAUUUCGUCUCGACCCUCACCGACGGCCUCACCUCCUCGACCCGAGCAAUCACCCUCGUCGACGAGCUUUACAAGUACACGAUCCCGCACUCUGCGCAGCCAAUACUUGAGCAUAGCGGUAUCUAUGGCAUGAGCGCAGUAUCUCAGGCUGAGAACCCCAUCACCAACCUGAUCGGGUUUUACGUUCACCCGUGUCGAACCGGGGAGGUGAUGCAGACAAUCAACCAGGACCGUCCUAUACCUAUCGAUGAGUAUCUCGUCGUGUGGUUUGGAAUCAUUGGCAGUGUGCUUGGUGUAGGAUUGCUGUAG